GAAUUGUGAACUUGAACAUUACAGAUCAAAAUGACUGGACGCGGAAAGGGAGGCAAAGGUCUGGGUAAAGGAGGAGCCAAGCGUCAUCGCAAAGUGCUGCGUGAUAACAUCCAGGGAAUCACCAAGCCAGCCAUCCGUCGUCUGGCCCGCCGUGGAGGAGUGAAGCGUAUCUCUGGCCUGAUUUACGAGGAAACUCGCGGCGUGUUGAAAGUAUUCUUGGAGAAUGUGAUCCGUGAUGCGGUCACCUACACCGAACAUGCCAAGCGCAAGACCGUUACAGCGAUGGACGUAGUGUACGCGCUGAAGCGUCAAGGUCGCACCCUGUACGGUUUCGGAGGCUAA
Messenger RNA from Anopheles maculipalpis, 342 nucleotides. Its product is annotated as histone H4. Gene Ontology annotation, cellular component: nucleosome. Bases 31 to 342 code for a protein of 103 amino acids. Gene Ontology annotation, biological process: nucleosome assembly. The record is from RefSeq and is a predicted model, not a curated record. The transcript has a single exon. Gene Ontology annotation, molecular function: protein heterodimerization activity; structural constituent of chromatin; DNA binding. NCBI's taxonomy places the organism in Eukaryota, Metazoa, Arthropoda, Insecta, Diptera, Culicidae.